AUGGCGAUGCUGCCUGUAACCCUGCACCUAGGAAGCGACAUAAUGGCGAUGCUGCCUGUAACCCCUGCUGCUGCUGCUGCUGCUUCUGCUGCAGCAGCAGCAGCAGCAGCAGCAGCAGCAGGAGGAGGAGAUGAGGUUCGAGUGUCUCCUGCUGCUGGAUGCUUGGGGGUGCUGCAGCGGCGGCAGCUGCUGCUGCAGCAGCACCUUAAGAAAGUAGAUAAAGAUAUUGCUGCUGCUCGUUUGCUGCUGGGUGAGGGGGGAGAGGCUCUAUGGACAGCAGCAGCAGCAGCAGCAGCAGGAGCAGCAGCAGGAGAAGGAGGAAGAGACAGUCCUGCUGCUGCAGCAGCAGCAGCAGCAGCAGACACAGCAGCAGCACCAGCACCAGCAGCAGCAGCAGCAGCAGCAGCAGCAGCAAAAGGCAGCACAGUGAAUAUAACUGCUGACGGCUUCAUAGAGAUCCGAGAAGAGCUCCUAGAGGGGGCUGACGAAGACACGGCCUUUCCCCCAUACACACAGCUAGCUCCUGCUGCUGCUGCUGCUCCUGCUGCUGCUGCUGCUGCUGCUGCUGCUGAUGCUGAUGAUGAUGAUGAUGAUGAUGAUGAUGGUGGUGGUGGUGGUGGUACUGCUGCUGCUGGUGGUGGUGGUGCGGUUGCUGCAGCUGGUGGCGUUAAAAAACAGCAGCAACAGCAGCAGCAACAGCAGCAGCAACAGCAGCAGCAACUGCAGCAGAAACAGCAGCAGCAACAGCAGCAGAAACAGCAACAGCAGCAACUGCAGCAGCAACAGCAGCAGCAACAGCAACAGAAACAGCAGCAGCAGCAACUGCAGCAGCAGCAACAAAAAGACACGCCUGCACCUUCAAGGAGGCAGCCAGCUGCUUCACUUCACAGCAGCAGCAGCAGCAACAGCAGCAGCAGCAGAAGCAGCAGCAGCAGCAACGACGGCUGGAGCGCAGCAGCAGCAGCAGCAGAAACAGCAGCAGCAGCAGCAGCAGCAAGGACGGCUGGGUGGGCGGCGUCCGGGAUGUUAUAG
Molecule: messenger RNA, 1032 nt
Organism: Eimeria mitis
Lineage: Eukaryota; Apicomplexa; Conoidasida; Eucoccidiorida; Eimeriidae
Exons: 3
Coding region: 1-1032 (343 amino acids)
Source: RefSeq, a predicted model, not a curated record